AUGCCAUCAUGGACACCUUUAGAUAACAAGUUGAAAUUAACAACAGUCGAGGUAGACAAAGCAGCAGGAGUAACAGAUGAUCCUUUAUUAACAGAUAUAGGAUCGUAUCAAAGACUAAUUGGGAGACUAUUAUAUUUGACAUUGAAAGCCAGAAGUUGGGUUUGCAGUACAGACAUUGAGUCAAUUCUUAUAGGGGUUAAAGAAGUCACAUAUGGAAGCUGCUAUAAGGUUGUUAGAUAUGUAACAAUAGAGUCUGCAAGGGGUAUUCUGUUCAGCAGUAAGAGGGAGAACAAAUUAGUAGCAUAUUGUGAUGCUGAUUGGGCAUCAUGUCCCAACACAAGGAGAUCUGUGACAAGGUUCUUGAUCAAGUAUGGGGGUUCUUUAAUAUCAUGGAGGUCAAAGAAACAGACAACUAUUUCAAGGAACUCGGUAGAAUCAGAGUACAAAAGUAUGGCAUCUACUGUUUUAGAGUUAGUAUGGAUCAUUGCAUUGUUUAAAGAACUUGGAGAGGAACUGGAGUCAGUGGAUCUUUUCUGUGACAGCAAAGCAGCUCUGCAAAGAGCAGCAAGUCCAGUAUAUCAUGUGAGGAAAAAACACGUAGAGAUGAUUGUCAUUUUAUUCGAGAGAAGAUACAAAAGGGAUUGA
Messenger RNA from Solanum lycopersicum (tomato), 645 nucleotides. RefSeq names its product secreted RxLR effector protein 161-like. The record is from RefSeq and is a predicted model, not a curated record. NCBI's taxonomy places the organism in Eukaryota, Viridiplantae, Streptophyta, Magnoliopsida, Solanales, Solanaceae.